Messenger RNA from Lolium perenne, 2556 nucleotides. RefSeq names its product xylan O-acetyltransferase 6. Lineage: Eukaryota; Viridiplantae; Streptophyta; Magnoliopsida; Poales; Poaceae. The record is from RefSeq and is a predicted model, not a curated record. Gene Ontology annotation, molecular function: O-acetyltransferase activity. Gene Ontology annotation, cellular component: Golgi apparatus.
CAUAGCAAGGGGAAGCAAAGGCAAACUCCAACCAAAGGGGCACCAAACUGGUAAAGGGAUAGGCUUGGUAUAUAGGGAGACUAGGUGGCCAGGCGAGAAGGACAGCCAAGCGGGGAGACACAGCAACCGCGAGAACAAGAAGAAGCUCCACUCCGUUUCAUAUAGUGGGAGCUAGCCAGCUUGUAGAUACUUAGAUAGAGAGCUAGCUAGCGGAGCAAAGCAAAGGAUUCAAAGAAGUUUUUUGUUUACUGGGUGGAUCGAUCUUUCCCUGGCUUGCAAGCAAAGGCCGGCCGGCCGAGGCGGCGCGCGGUAAGUUUCCUUUAAAGCGCGGCAGCGGGAAGCAGGAGUCCGCCCAGCAUGCAGCAGCGUCGCAAGUCGGUGUUCGGGUCGGCGCCGUACGCGAUGAAGCAGGCGGCGCUGGGCGCGGGCGUGGCGGCGCGGAAGAACGGCACGCCGCUGUCGAUGGCGGCGGUGGUGUUCUCGCUGUUCGUGUUCGCGACGUUCCUCUACAACGAGGACAUCAAGUCGAUCGCCGACUUCCCCUUCAGCGCCGGCGCGCUCCGGGCCAAGUCCCCCGACCUGCACCUCCUGCAGGAGGCCGAGGCCGCCGCGCACCAGGCCGUCACCACCCUCGCCAGGCGCGGCGAGGAGGUCAUCGUGCGCGUCCUCGACGCGCCCGCCACGGCGACCCUUCGGCCGGCCGCCAACGGCAGCAUCACCGGGACGGUGGUGGUGGCCAGGGCCAAUGCCGCCCUCGCCAAAGCCAACGCCAACGCGGCCGCGAAGGAGGAGGAGGGGCAGGAGAAGGACAGGGACGUGACGCUGCCCAGAGUGCUUGGAGGCGGCGGCGCGGAGGAGGCGAAGCGGCGGGAGGACGAGGAGGUGGCCGAGAGAGCAUCCACUGCCAAGGCUGCCGCGGCGACGGCGGCGCUGCGGACGGUGGUGAGCGUGCCGGAGACGUGCGACCUGUACCGCGGCGGCUGGGUGCACGACGAGGUGAACGCGCCGGUGUACAAGGAGGCGCAGUGCGAGUUCCUGACGGAGCAGGUCACCUGCAUGCGCAACGGCCGCCGCGACGACUCGUACCAGAAGUGGCGGUGGCAGCCCACCGACUGCGACCUCCCGCGGUUCGACGCGCUGCUGCUGCUGGAGCGGCUUCGCAACAAGCGUCUGAUGUUCGUGGGCGACUCGCUGAACCGGAACCAGUGGGAGUCGAUGGUGUGCCUGGUGCAGUCCGUGAUCCCCAAGGGCCACAAGACCCUCACCAAGUUCGUCAACAAUGGCUCCAGCAACAUCUUCUACGCCCAUGACUACAACGCGACAGUGGAGUUCUACUGGGCGCCGUUCCUGGUGGAGUCCAACUCCGACAACCCCAAGGUGCACAGCGUCCCCAACCGGAUCAUCCAGUGGCACUCCAUCGCCAAGCACGCCCAGAACUGGGUCGGCGUCGACUACCUCGUCUUCAACACCUACAUCUGGUGGCUCAACGAGCUCAACAUGAAAGUCCUGAAAGGGUCGUUCGAGGAGGGGGCUACCGAGUACGAGGAGGUCGACCGUCCCGUGGCGUACACCCAGGUGCUCAAGACAUGGGCAAAGUGGGUGGACCGCAACAUUGACCCCAACAGGACCACCGUCUUCUUCAUGGGCAUGUCACCCAACCACAUCACGCCGGAGGCGUGGGGCAACCAGGGCGGCAUCAAGUGCGCGAUGGAGACGCAGCCGAUCAGCAACCGGAGCGCGACGCUGGACGUGGGCACGGACUGGCGCCUCUACGCCGGCGCCCAGGACGUGCUGCGGACGUUCCGGCGCGUGCCCGUGCACUUCGUGGACAUCACGGCGCUGUCGGAGCUGCGCAAGGACGCGCACACCUCCGUGCACACGCUCCGGCAGGGAAAGCUGCUCACGCCGGAGCAGCAGGCCGACCCCAGGACCUACGCCGACUGCAUCCACUGGUGCCUGCCGGGACUACCCGACACCUGGAACCAGUUCCUCUACGCCCACAUCGUGUCCAGGCCAUGGACGACCACCCAGGAAGCCUAGGCUGGCGACGACUCCGAUCGAUUAUUAGGUGAAGCGAACGGAGCUGCAACGAGGCUCCCCUCUGGUACUGUAUACUCAACAGAGGAGCGAAAAGGGCAGCUGAAAGAAACCAAGGAUGCCUGCCCGCCAGCUCUCUCUUUUUCUCCUUUCACCAUUUUUCUGUUGGUUGCGUAAAGCUCUGCCGUGUCGUUAACCUGAGAUUCCUUUUUGUUCAAAAGAAAUGGAGGGUUAGGGUAAACAAGUAUUUGAGGUGGGCUGUGUUGACUCCUAGCUCAUUUUCUCCUCCUGCAAAAAGGUUUUGAGAUGUAUAGAGUUUUCGUGUUUUACAUUACACCAUAUACUGGUGCCCUCGACAUUAAGGGAGGUAUAAAGGCCGCAAUGUGCACCUGUUCUUCGCUAGUGUCGAUCCCUAUGUUCUUUCUCUUUUCCUUUUGGUUUCCGUCGAGCGAGUAGCUGUUUGACAACUGUUGUACAAGUACAAUAAUGUUCAGGUAAAGAUGUGCCUCAAGAGAAUCA